UAUCAAAAUGCAACAAUGCACGGCGAUGCUCAAUGCCAAUUCUGGUUGGGGCGCAUGUUCGAGCAAGGAGCAGUAAUGGAUGAUGGGGAGGAAAUCGUUCCCAAGGAUGUAAAUCAAGCGGCUCAACUAUACCUCAUGGCGGCAGAGCAGGGGCAUCAUGAGGCUGCAAGGUUACUGGGAAUGAUCUUUGAGGAGCAUGGAGACCAGGACAGGGCAGCUCAAUACUACAUGAAAGCUGUGGAGCUAGGAGAUGUCAGGUCGAUCUCGCACUUGGGAAUCAUGUACGAGCAAGCGGGUAGCGUUGAGGAAGCACUCUCUCUCUUCACACAAGCCGAACUCGCUCGUGAUGGGCUUGCUCUUACGUCCCUCGGACGUAUCUAUCUGCAAGGCAAGGGAGUGCCGCAGGAUGGGAAGAAAGCAGUUUCUUAUCUCGAGAGGGCCGUAGCAGAAAACGAAAUAUUGGCAUUCACUUAUCUUGGAAAUGCUUAUGAGCAGGGGAUAGGCGUUGAACAGAACUACAGCAAAGCUUUCGAGCAUUACAAGCGAGCAGCAGAUGCAGGAGAAUGGAACGCUCAAGCUCGGCUUGCCUUUCUUUACUCCGAAGGGUUCGGCGUCGAGAAAAAUAUGGAAGAAGCUGAGAAAUGGGCUUUCAAGGCCUCGCAGAAUGGC
This is a messenger RNA of Guillardia theta CCMP2712, 669 nucleotides long. RefSeq lists its product as hypothetical. NCBI's taxonomy places the organism in Eukaryota, Cryptophyceae, Pyrenomonadales, Geminigeraceae. Gene Ontology annotation, molecular function: protein binding. The transcript has a single exon. The record is from RefSeq and is a predicted model, not a curated record. The annotation marks the transcript as partial.